This is a messenger RNA of Cutaneotrichosporon oleaginosum, 1405 nucleotides long. RefSeq lists its product as uncharacterized. Gene Ontology annotation, cellular component: cytoplasm. Gene Ontology annotation, molecular function: flavin adenine dinucleotide binding; electron-transferring-flavoprotein dehydrogenase activity. NCBI's taxonomy places the organism in Eukaryota, Fungi, Basidiomycota, Tremellomycetes, Trichosporonales, Trichosporonaceae. The record is from RefSeq and is a predicted model, not a curated record.
CGACGCUGUCUCACUGACACACACUCUCCCACAACACAGAACAUGACCGUCGAAGCGCUCCAGAACAUUGUCGUCAUCGGCGCGUCCGGCGCCGGCCACAGCCUCGUCAACGAGCUUGCCGGGAAGCUGCCGGAGACGCACCGCAUCCUCCUCAUCGAGCGCAACGAGUUCGUCGUCCACAUGCCGACGAUUGUCCGUGCCGCCGUCGUCCCAGGCUGGGAGGACAAGAACCUCCUCGCGCGUAUCACGCAGGACACAAUCUUCCCCGCGGGCUCGCGCCACCGCGUGCUGACGAACACGGUGACGGCGCUCUCGCCGUCCUCGCGCACGCUCACGCUCGCGCACCCCUUCGAAGGCUCGACCGAGCUGAGCUACGACCGCGUAGUCGUCGCCACGGGUGCGGCGCAGGCGCUGCCUAUGCGCCCCGCCCCCGGCUCCUCGCUGGACGAGUACAAGGCCGUGCUGCGGCGCAUGCAGGCCGACAUCAAAGCCGCGACAUCGGUGCUCAUCGUCGGCGGGGGCACGGUCGGCGUCGAAGUCGCGGGCGAGAUCACGGCCGCUUACCCCGGGAAAAAGGUGACGAUCGUGCAUGGCGAACCGGCGCUCCUGCACGCCGGCGAGCGGCGCAAGGAGCAGCCCGACCCGAAAGAAUACGUCGCCCCGCCGACGGCGCCGCGCCUCAGCGCCAGCCUCGAGGACCAGCUGAAGAAGCGCGGCGUCGAGCUCGUGUACGAGGACCGCGUCGACGCCGGUGCGGACGGCAAGGAGCUGCACACCGGCCCGCUGGGCCAGCUCACGCGCCUGCCCCUCGCGUCCGGCGGCUCCGUCGAGGCCGACUACGUGUUCCUCUCGAUCGGGAACGCGCCGAACUCGUCCCUCGUCGCCGACGUCGACCCUAGCGCCGUCACGCGCUCGGGCCACAUCGCCGUCGACGCCCACUUCCACAUCCUCUCGUCCAAGCUCGAGAACGCGUACGCGCUCGGCGACGUCGCGAGCGUGCCGGGGUGGAAGACACUCGUGAACGCCAUCGCCGAGGGCCCGGCCCUCGCCAAAAUCAUCGACGCCGAGAUCCGCGGCAAAACGCCUGCAGCAUACUCGGUCCCAGCCAGCAGCUAUAGCUCGCUCGUCACGCUGGGGCCCGGCGGCGGCGCGGGCGUCAUCGCCCUCCCCUUCAUCGGCGAGGUGGGCGCACCAGGCUUCGUGUCGUCGAUGAAGAACGCAGACUUCUUCGCCAGCAGGGCUUUCUACUCGCGCUUCCGCGGCGCCGAGUCGGUGCCCACUACCCUCUAGGCAGUCGGCCGAACCCACCUGUUAUCGCCUCCCGCUUGUCUCGUCUCUAGAUUUCCUUUCUUCCCGUAAUUGGUGUGAUAUCACACCCGGAAAUGCCAGUUGUCAUUUGUUUGUG